Messenger RNA from Mya arenaria, 1587 nucleotides. Its product is annotated as trichohyalin-like. The record is from RefSeq and is a predicted model, not a curated record. The transcript has 18 exons. The coding region runs from base 16 to 1587 and encodes 523 amino acids. Lineage: Eukaryota; Metazoa; Mollusca; Bivalvia; Myida; Myidae.
GACAAAUACGUUGGUAUGGGGGAUUAUGUGGACAACCUUGAAGUAACGAGUGCUGGCCAGGAUAUAACCAAUGCUUUCACGGAGAGCGGAGAAUACCUGACGACCGCUGUCGCCUCGUCUCUCGAACUUAAUAUCGGUGUUGCUAACGUUGAAUCAGAUGUCACAGUGGAAACCUUCUCGGUCAAAAUCGAGGCAGAUACUCCUGGAGCUAAAAUUGAAAGCGUCGAAUUGGUGUUAUUGCAGGAGGAUGACACUACGUUGACAACUCUGACUCUAGAGCCUGUGUCCCUUACUGGGCCCACAUUUAGAAGUGUGACGGGCGAUUUCCCGGCAGAUUUUACAACUGGGAGAAUGCUUUUACGCUUAGAGAGUGACAUAGAAACGACUUUCAAGUUAUCUGACUUGCUCAUUAAGGCUUGUUUCGAACCAAAAGGCACUACUCCGUCGCCGACAGGGCCAGGAGUACCACCACCAGGACCAACCACACAAGCACCAGGAGCACUACUCCGUCGCCGACAGGACCAGGAGUACCACCGCCAGGACCAACCACACAGGCACCAGGAGUUGGCACUACUCCGUCGCCGACAGGACCAGGAGUACCACCGCCAGGACCAACCACACAGGCACCAGGAGUUGGCACCACUCCGUCGCCGACAGGACCAGGAGUACCACCGCCAGGACCAACCACACAGGAACCAGGAGUUGGCACCACUCCGUCGCCGACAGGACCAGGAGUACCACCGCCAGGACCAACCACACAGGCACCAGGAGUUGGCACCACUCCGUCGCCGACAGGACCAGGAGUACCACCGCCAGGACCAACCACACAGGCACCAGGAGUUGGCACUACUCCUUCGCCGACAGGACCAGGAGUACCACCACCAGGACCAACAACACAGGCACCAGGAGGUGGCACCACUCCGUCGCCGACAGGACCAGGAGUACCGACCCCAGGACCAGCCACACAGCCACCAGGAGUACCGACGCCAGGACCAGCCACACAGCCACCAGGUGUACCAACGCCAGGACCAGCCACACAGCCACCAGGUGUACCAACGCCAGAACCAACCACACAGGCACCAGGAGUUGGCACUACUCCGUCGCCGACAGGACCAGGAGUACCACCGCCAGGACCAACCACACAGGCACCAGGAGUUGGCACCACUCCGUCGCCGACAGGACCAGGAGUACCACCGCCAGGACCAACAACACAGGCACCAGGGUUUGGCACUACUCCGUCGCCGACAGGACCAGGAGUACCACCGCCAGGACCAACCACACAGGCACCAGGAGUUGGCACCACUCCGUCGCCGACAGGACCAGGAGUACCACCGCCAGGACCAACCACACAGGCACCAGGAGUUGGCACUACUCCGUCGCCGACAGGACCAGGAGUACCACCACCAGGACCAACAACACAGGCACCAGGAGUUGGCACUACUCCGUCGCCGACAGGACCAGGAGUACCACCGCCAGGACCAACCACACAGGCACCAGGAGUUGGCACUACUCCGUCGCCGACAGGACCAGGAGUACCACCGCCAGGACCAACCACACAGGCACCAGGAGUUGGAACAAGAGCAGUAG